CGCCGGCAGGGACCGAGAGGUGGUCGGCAGCGGCGACCGGCGAGGAGUGACGAGGGAGUAAAGAAGGCCGGGAUAUGUAUGCCUGAGGAGGGCAGACAAGAGCAAGCGAUGGAAUUACAAAAGCCAUCCGAGAGGGUGAAUAUGGCCGUUCAACUAAUCACUGUGCUGGUGCCGAUUGCGAAAAGCAUCUGCCAAUCAUGGUCACGGAGCGACAAAGAAUCCACGACAUCGACUCAGGGCAGUUCACAGCAAAACACUCGCCCGAUGGCGGCCGACGCCAGGACUGAGCGCAAACCGGCGGGUGCAGCGGCUAAAGCACAGGAGAAGCUGGUCGCGCAGGCACUUAAAGAGCGCGAGGCCUCAGGUGCCCUACUGCAGAAGGAACGUGAAGCCUCGGGAGCGCAACUCCAGAGGGAGAGAGAAGCAUCGAGACUGGAAAUACAACAGGCCAAACAGGAGUGCCGUCAAGAAAUUGACAAAAUUAUUCAUGAGAAGCAAGAAUGCGUUGAGCGUAUGAAGCGAGAAAUGGAAGGCAAGAUGCGACAGAAAAAUGUGCUGGUGUUCUUACUGGGUUCGAUGCUAGUAUUGGCCACGUUUGCAGCCAUUACGCUGUGGAUGGGAACCCGAGAGACACCGUGUCCUAUUGACGAGGACACGUUGAACGCUGAGAGGCUGGAGGUGGCUCGACAGGAGGCAGUUCGACAGGAGACCAUCAGAGAGAGGCAGGAGGAGUGCAACGCUGAGAUCGCCAGGGUGAAAGAGGAGGCGCAAUCGCGCAUCGACUGGCUGCAGAGACACAUGUGGUACAACCAGGCGCUGUCAAUGGCGCUGGUGAUGGUGGUGACGGUGGCCGCCACGCGACGGGAACAACUCGUGAAAACAGUCGUCUCCACUCUCUUCACAAUGCUGUGGAUGGGCUGGCGCACUCUGGUAAAGUCUCACCCGCGAUGGAACACGUCAGCUGGGCCUCGGCUUGCGCUAAGUGAAAACGAGACCCAGGGGGCAGAGACCAGCCUCGGUAGUGACUUUGUGAAGCGGACCGUUCGCCGCGGGGACCUCCUCCCUUACAUAACCCCCUGGCAGCCAGCAGGGGUCACAAUGACGCCGUGACAGUUGGCGGUCGCGUGGGUAGCGUGAUGUGACAUUUCGGCACGUGUGGCGGCGCCUAUAUGAGAGAGCGGGCGAGGUGGGGGGUCAGAGUCCGUCCUGACCGUUGGGCCCGCCAAGACGUCCGUCACCUCUACAGGGAAGCAGACUAGUCCAUCCAAGAUGGCGCGUCCGCUCUUCAUUCUUCUCCUGGUGGCCACAUCACUGUCUCUCUCCGCGGCUCUCAGCUGUCUGGAGUGCACCAAAGAGCGCAUUGCAGAGUGCAAGCCCAGCGAGCCAUCUAAACUGGCUUGUUUCCCCAAGGGACGCCAGACUUUGCCGUGCGCCUGCUGCAAGAGCUGCAGGAACGGUCUGGGAGAGAAGUGUGGCGGACUUUGGGGACUUGAUGGUUUGUGCGCCGUGUAUUUGUACUGCAAGCUGCCUCCUCUGGAGCCGGGUGAAUAUGACUUUGGCAGAGUGGGAAUUUGCGCCUAUCGGUGAGAGCGCCAUUGUAAACUAGACUGCUGCCCAAACCGCUUGACUCGGACACACUGGUAACGUCUGUGUGUCCCUACCGUUUGCUUGGACCCAUGUGCGAUCAAAUCUAUCUCCGCAUCGUCAAAA
Amphibalanus amphitrite is the source of this 1710-nucleotide messenger RNA. RefSeq lists its product as uncharacterized. The record is from RefSeq and is a predicted model, not a curated record. The transcript is spliced from 2 exons. NCBI's taxonomy places the organism in Eukaryota, Metazoa, Arthropoda, Thecostraca, Balanomorpha, Balanidae. The coding region runs from base 79 to 1110 and encodes 343 amino acids.